Leopardus geoffroyi (Geoffroy's cat) is the source of this 764-nucleotide messenger RNA. It is a transcript of the gene BAX, whose product is annotated as BCL2 associated X, apoptosis regulator. Gene Ontology annotation, molecular function: channel activity; protein homodimerization activity; protein heterodimerization activity. The record is from RefSeq and is a predicted model, not a curated record. The transcript is spliced from 5 exons. NCBI's taxonomy places the organism in Eukaryota, Metazoa, Chordata, Mammalia, Carnivora, Felidae. Gene Ontology annotation, cellular component: mitochondrial outer membrane. Bases 128 to 595 code for a protein of 155 amino acids. Gene Ontology annotation, biological process: intrinsic apoptotic signaling pathway in response to DNA damage; positive regulation of apoptotic process; release of cytochrome c from mitochondria.
ACGUGACCAGGGGCGUGCUGCGGCCGCCCGGGCGGACCCGGCGAGAGGCGGCGGCGGGAGCGGCGGUGAUGGACGGGUCCGGGGAGCAGCCCAGAGGCGGGGUUUCAUCCAAGAUCGAGCAGGGCGAAUGGGGGGAGAGACACCCGAGCUGGCCCUGGAGCAGGUGCCCCAGGAUGCGUCCACCAAGAAGCUGAGCGAGUGUCUCAAGCGCAUCGGAGAUGAACUGGACAGUAACAUGGAAUUGCAGAGGAUGAUCGCAGCUGUGGACACAGACUCCCCCCGCGAGGUCUUUUUCCGGGUGGCAGCGGAGAUGUUUUCCGAUGGCAACUUCAACUGGGGCCGGGUCGUUGCCCUCUUCUACUUUGCCAGCAAACUGGUGCUCAAGGCCCUGUGUACCAAGGUGCCCGAGCUGAUCCGGACCAUCAUGGGCUGGACACUGGACUUCCUUCGAGAGCGGCUGCUGGGCUGGAUCCAGGACCAGGGUGGUUGGGACGGCCUCCUCUCCUACUUUGGGACACCCACGUGGCAGACAGUGACCAUCUUUGUGGCCGGAGUGCUGACUGCGUCACUUACCAUCUGGAAAAAGAUGGGCUGAGGCCACCAGCUGCCUUGGACUGUGUCUUUUCUGCAUAAAUUAUGGCAUUUUUCCGGGAGGGGUGGGAAUUGGGGGCCAUGGGCAUUUUUCUUACUUUUGUAAUUAUUGGGGGGGGGGAUGUGGGGGAGGAGAGGUCUGGUGGGGGGCAAUAAACCUCUUUCAGGCCACA